CUCGCAUCCGUCGCGCCCCGGACCCGCUCCCGCUGAGCAUUUCAUCAGCGAGCGGAGAGCGAGGAAGAGGAGGAAGAGGAGGAGGAGGAGGAGGAGGAGGAGAGGGAUCAGAGCGAAGAGCCACCACAGACGGAGGACGACGCAACACGGAGAGCAGGCUGAAGAUGGCGGCUGUGCGCUGGCUGGCCGUGGCCGUGGCCGUGGCCGUGGCCGUGGGGGUCCCCGGGCGCGUGGGCGCGUGCUGGCGGAGCCCCGUCUGCAGCGACCUGAGCGACGAGGCACGAGCGCUGCAGAACUGUAUUCAUUACUGCCUGUCUGUGACCCAGGCUGCAUUCCCAGAGCUCACACCCGCGGAUCAGAGGGUCGUCAGCGAUGAUGAUGAUGAUGAUGAUGAUGAUGAUGACGGCGACCUCCUGCUCAGCAUCAUCCUCGCCCUCCUGACCUCCGACGACAAGGCGACGGAGGCAGAUCCGCACGCGCGCCGCGACCAGCGACGCUCCUACACCAUGGAGCACUUCCGCUGGGGGAAACCGCCGGGGGACAGGCCAAAGCAGCGGGCCCCGGGCCACACGAGGCGCUCCUACCCGGCGGAGCCCCUCCGCCGCGGGGGGCCCUCGGGGGGCCAGAUCGCGGCUCUGAAGGGCCGCCGCGACGGCAGGCGCUCCUACACGAUGGAGCACUUCCGCUGGGGGAAGCCGCCCGGGCGCAAGCGCGUGCCCCUCGAGGCGCGGGACCCAGUGGGGCGUCGCCAGGUCCGGCAGAGGAAGCGGGCGCGCGGCAGAGCCAAGAGUCACUUCCGGUGGGGGGGGUCGUCUGCGUCCAGGCGCAGCAGCGGGGGCACGGAGCUCCUGGUCGACGUGCUCCGCGCGGUUAGACUUGGAGUCAAGGACGCUGAGAGGAGGAUGGGACAGAUGAAGAGGGAGGAAGAGGAGGAGGGGGGCGUGGUCGGGUAGCGCCACGGCCGCCGCGCGUUCAUUCGUCGUGUUAGAACCCAGGACUCUUCUCUAAUAGCAUGCUGUUGAAUGUACUUCCUGUGCCAAAGUAAAGCUGAGCUCACGAUGCGACACGAGGCAGUUCCAUGUUGAAUAAAAGCUAAGAUGCGCGCGCUCACCGCCUCGACCCGAUCACAGCUGCUUCUUUCCUGUGGAAACGUCUGUGGAUUAUAAUGAGAAUGUGUGACCAAGAGCUGAAGGAAUCUAUUUAUUUAAAGGCAUAAACGUUUGUUUACAGUGUUGAACGGUUUUUGGUAAAUAUUAUUAAAGAUUAUUUUGUUUGGAGCAAAUAACAAAUGAGCUUUUUGACUGAUUUCAUCUGAAAUUAUGACGG
This is a messenger RNA of Betta splendens (Siamese fighting fish), 1326 nucleotides long. Its product is annotated as pro-opiomelanocortin-like. The record is from RefSeq and is a predicted model, not a curated record. The transcript is spliced from 3 exons. NCBI's taxonomy places the organism in Eukaryota, Metazoa, Chordata, Actinopteri, Anabantiformes, Osphronemidae. The coding region runs from base 165 to 953 and encodes 262 amino acids.